Rhizophagus irregularis DAOM 181602=DAOM 197198 is the source of this 336-nucleotide messenger RNA. RefSeq lists its product as uncharacterized. The record is from RefSeq and is a predicted model, not a curated record. Lineage: Eukaryota; Fungi; Glomeromycota; Glomeromycetes; Glomerales; Glomeraceae.
AUGAGUGCAAAGUUUAUUAAAGAUAUCUAUGAAAAGAAGUUCCUUGUCAUCCUCACGUCUGCUGAAAAUAUAGAAAUGUCAUCAAAAGAACUUGGUGAACGUGAAUUCCAACCAAUAUUAGAUCCUCACCGCUCUAAAUUGCUUGGCGAGAUUAAAGAUAAAUUUCGGAUGCAAUUUAAGAAAUUUUCUUUUUCAUAUGUGUGUGAAGCGUUGAUAGAUGAUAAGGAAGCUAUAGUUGUCUUCAUGGAUCAAUCAGAAGAGACAUCUGUACACUUACCAGCAAAAUUUGAAGGCUUCCCUGUAUUCAUCUCUUAUGAAGUUUUUCAACUUGGAUAG